This is a messenger RNA of Plasmopara halstedii, 498 nucleotides long. RefSeq names its product ubiquitin-fold modifier-conjugating enzyme 1. Gene Ontology annotation, cellular component: cytoplasm. The record is from RefSeq and is a predicted model, not a curated record. NCBI's taxonomy places the organism in Eukaryota, Oomycota, Peronosporomycetes, Peronosporales, Peronosporaceae. Gene Ontology annotation, biological process: protein K69-linked ufmylation. Gene Ontology annotation, molecular function: UFM1 conjugating enzyme activity. The transcript has 2 exons. Bases 1 to 498 code for a protein of 165 amino acids.
AUGGAUGCGCCGAUCGACGAGAAUACUAAGCGUGCGGUGCAAAAGAUUCCAUUGCUGACUACACGCGCAGGUCCACGUGAUGGCGAGGCCUGGACGAAGCGUUUAAAGGAAGAGUAUUUGGCUCUUAUUCAGUACGUUAAGAUGAACAAGGAGGCGGAUAAUGACUGGUUUAUCAUUGAGAGCAAUAAGUCUGGAACACGUUGGACGGGAAAGUGCUGGUCUUUUCACAAUGGCUUGCGCUAUGAAUUUGAUCUUGAAUUCGAAAUUCCAGCCACUUACCCUGCUGCCAAUCCAGAACUCUGCAUUCCUGAGCUGGAGGGUAAGACGUCCAAGAUGUAUCGAGGGGGAAAAAUCUGUUUGACUAUUCACUUUGCACCACUAUGGCAAAAGAAUGUGCCACGCUUUGGUGUUGCCCACGCCCUUGCACUCGGUUUGGCGCCAUGGCUGGCUGCUGAGGUGCCUGACCUAGUUGAGCGAGGAGUUAUUACUUCAGCAUAA